CGCUCGUUAGUUGCAUCAAAUAUACACAAUGUACGGAACUUUCAUCGACUAAUAAUUUAUUAUUAUACAUAUUAAUGAAACAAAUAUAUCGAUUAUAUAAUAAAAAAUAAUACAUUCUUUAUUAUACCGGGAUUUUUCUUUUACGGAAGGAAUGGGUGACGAAGAAGUAAUACGCCGGAGAUUACUGAUAGAUGGAGAUGGAAUUGGAGAUGAUCGUCGAAUAAACAUGCUUUUAAAAUCAUUUAUAAAAUGGGCAAAUAGUCCAGAAGUAGAUAAUACUUUACAUGAAAGAAUGUUAUCCCAGCUAGCUCAAUGUGAAUUUGCACAACGAAAAUCCAGACUAGUCUCAAAUAUGAGUCAGGAAGAAUUAAAAAGCUAUGAACAGUUAUCAAAAGAAAUUGAAAUACAAAUAGAGGAGGCUAAGAGGGACAUAGAAAAAACAAAAGCAGAAUUACAAGAUGCAAAACGUGUUAGGAAAAAUAGAAUAGAAUAUGACGUAUUAGCAAAAGUUAUAAAUGAACAGCCAGAUAGAGUAGAAACCAAUUUAAAACUUGCUACAUUAUGUGAAGAGUUGAGCAAGUUAAAGGAAAAGUCUAAACAAUUAGAACACAAAUUGGAAAUGAGACGUAAACAAUUUCAUGUCCUAAUAUCUUCCAUACAUUCUUUACAAGGAAUGUUAGAUGAAUGCGAUGAGGAAAUAAUGGAUGUAAGUUUAGAAAAUUAUGAAGAUACAGAUACUUCUACAGCUAUAAAGACUGAAACAUCUUGAAAUGAAGUUAUUUUGUAAAUAUUUACAAUUUUAUAAAUGCUUUAAUAUAAUAGCA
Bombus pyrosoma is the source of this 824-nucleotide messenger RNA. It is a transcript of the gene thoc7, whose product is annotated as THO complex subunit 7 homolog. Gene Ontology annotation, biological process: mRNA export from nucleus; mRNA processing. Bases 152 to 769 code for a protein of 205 amino acids. The record is from RefSeq and is a predicted model, not a curated record. Gene Ontology annotation, cellular component: THO complex part of transcription export complex. NCBI's taxonomy places the organism in Eukaryota, Metazoa, Arthropoda, Insecta, Hymenoptera, Apidae. The transcript has 3 exons.